Dipodomys spectabilis (banner-tailed kangaroo rat) is the source of this 5111-nucleotide messenger RNA. RefSeq names its product leucine rich repeat containing 7 (gene Lrrc7). Gene Ontology annotation, molecular function: protein binding. Gene Ontology annotation, cellular component: postsynaptic density; adherens junction; postsynaptic membrane. The record is from RefSeq and is a predicted model, not a curated record. Lineage: Eukaryota; Metazoa; Chordata; Mammalia; Rodentia; Heteromyidae. Gene Ontology annotation, biological process: neurotransmitter receptor transport, endosome to postsynaptic membrane; neurotransmitter receptor transport postsynaptic membrane to endosome. The transcript has 25 exons. The coding region runs from base 15 to 4631 and encodes 1538 amino acids.
UGCAGUGCCUGGAGAUGACCACCAAACGGAAAAUCAUUGGCCGUCUGGUGCCGUGCCGAUGUUUCCGAGGUGAAGAAGAAAUCAUCUCUGUGUUAGAUUACUCCCACUGCAGCCUUCAACAGGUGCCAAAGGAGGUCUUUAACUUCGAGCGGACAUUGGAGGAGCUUUAUCUAGAUGCCAAUCAAAUUGAGGAGCUACCCAAGCAAUUGUUCAACUGUCAAGCUCUACGAAAACUAAGUAUUCCUGAUAAUGACCUUUCGAACCUGCCAACCUCUAUUGCUAGUUUAGUUAAUCUUAAAGAACUGGACAUCAGUAAAAAUGGUGUACAAGAAUUUCCAGAAAAUAUAAAGUGCUGUAAGUGUUUGACAAUAAUUGAAGCCAGUGUCAAUCCCAUUUCCAAACUCCCUGAUGGAUUCACACAGCUUCUAAACCUGACCCAGCUCUACCUGAACGACGCCUUUCUUGAAUUUCUUCCAGCCAAUUUUGGAAGACUCGUCAAAUUGAGGAUCUUGGAGUUAAGAGAAAAUCACUUGAAAACUCUACCAAAGUCAAUGCACAAACUGGCCCAAUUGGAAAGACUUGACCUAGGAAAUAAUGAAUUCAGUGAGCUGCCUGAAGUUCUGGAUCAAAUACAAAAUUUAAGGGAGUUAUGGAUGGAUAAUAAUGCAUUGCAAAUUCUACCUGGGUCUAUAGGGAAGUUAAAGAUGCUGGUAUACCUGGAUAUGUCCAAAAACAGAAUAGAGACCGUCGACAUGGACAUUUCUGGCUGUGAAGCCUUGGAGGACCUCUUACUGUCAUCCAAUAUGUUACAGCAGCUACCCGACUCCAUAGGACUGUUGAAAAAACUCACUACUCUAAAAGUAGAUGACAAUCAACUUACAAUGCUACCCAAUACAAUUGGAAAUUUGUCUUUAUUAGAAGAAUUUGACUGUAGCUGUAAUGAGCUGGAGUCGAUACCUUCAACUAUUGGCUACCUUCAUAGUCUUCGAACAUUAGCAGUUGAUGAGAAUUUCCUUCCAGAAUUACCCAGAGAGAUUGGAAGCUGCAAAAAUGUAACAGUUAUGUCUCUGCGCUCCAAUAAGCUGGAAUUUCUUCCUGAAGAAAUUGGACAGAUGCAGAAACUGAGAGUAUUAAAUCUGAGCGACAACAGAUUGAAGAAUUUACCAUUCUCAUUUACAAAACUUAAAGAACUUGCAGCAUUGUGGCUCUCUGACAACCAGUCCAAAGCUCUUAUCCCUUUACAAACGGAAGCCCAUCCAGAAACAAAGCAAAGAGUGUUGACCAACUACAUGUUUCCCCAGCAACCUCGUGGUGAUGAAGAUUUCCAGUCAGACAGUGACAGCUUUAAUCCUACCCUGUGGGAAGAACAGAGACAACAACGCAUGACUGUUGCCUUUGAAUUUGAGGAAAAAAAAGAAGAUGAUGAAAGUGCUGGGAAAGUUAAGGAUCUGUCCUGCCAAGCCCCCUGGGACAGGGGCCAGCGUGGGAUUACUCUCCAACCUGCCAGACUGUCUGGCGAUUGCUGCACACCAUGGGCCAGGUGUGAUCAGCAGAUUCAAGAUUUGCCCGUCCCCCAGAAUGACCCACAGCUGGCAUGGGGUUGUAUAAGUGGCCUCCAGCAGGAGAGGAGCAUGUGUACUCCAUUGCCAGUUGCAGCACAAUCCACCACUCUUCCCUCUCUAAGUGGCAGACAGGUUGAAAUAAACCUAAAACGAUAUCCAACUCCUUACCCAGAGGAUUUAAAGAAUAUGGUAAAAUCUGUUCAAAAUCUGGUGGGUAAGCCAAGCCAUGGAGUGCGUGUUGAGAAUUCAAACCCAACUGCUAACACGGAGCAAACUGUGAAAGAAAAAUUUGAACACAAGUGGCCGGUAGCACCCAAGGAGAUUACAGUGGAGGAUUCUUUUGUUCAUCCAGCUAAUGAAAUGAGGAUUGGGGAACUUCACCCUUCAUUAGCUGAGACCCCUCUGUACCCACCCAAACUUGUUCUGCUAGGGAAGGACAAAAAAGAAUCAACUGAUGAGUCUGAAGUUGACAAAACUCACUGUCUGAAUAACAGUGUUUCCUCAGGCACUUACUCAGACUACUCGCCUUCCCAGGCUUCCUCGGGAUCCUCUAACACCCGGGUUAAAGUGGGGUCCUUGCAGACAACAGCUAAAGAUGCCGUUCAUAAUUCUUUGUGGGGUAACAGGAUUGCCCAAUCUUUCCCACAGCCUCUUGAUGCUAAGCCAUUACUCAGCCAGCGGGAGGCCGUUCCUCCAGGAAAUCUACCCCAGCGUCCUGACCGGCUGCCAAUGAGUGAUGCUUUCACUGACAACUGGACUGAUGGCUCACAUUACGAUAACACAGGGUUUGUGGCUGAGGAAACCACAGCGGAGAAUGCCAACAACCCUCUCUUAGGUUCCAAGUCGAGAAACAACGCGCCUUCCCACGGACGCAGGCCUCUGAUCAGGCAGGACAGGAUUGUUGGUGUCCCCCUGGAACUUGAGCAAUCUACACACAGACACACGCCAGAAACAGAAGUGCCUCCUUCCAAUCCUUGGCAGAAUUGGACCCGAACCCCUAGCCCGUUUGAAGACAGGACCGCUUUUCCUUCCAAAUUAGAGACAACCCCCACUACCAGCCCCUUGCCCGAAAGGAAAGACCAUAUCAAAGAGCCUACUGAGCUACCUGGGCCGUUUUCGCCAGGAGUGCCGUGGGAGUAUCACGAUUCCAACCCCAGCAGGAGUCUUGGGAAUGUCUUUUCCCAAAUCCACUGCCGCCCAGAUUCAUCUAAAGGUGUUAUUGCCAUUAGCAAAAGCACAGAAAGGCUUUCCCCUCUCAUGAAGGAUAUAAAGUCCAGUAAAUUCAAGAAGUCACAGAGUAUCGAUGAGAUUGACAUUGGUACCUACAAGGUUUACAACAUACCGUUAGAAAACUACGCUGCGGGCAGUGACCACUUAGGAAGCCACGACAGGCCAGACAAACUGCUGGGACCCGAGCACGGCAUGAUGCCCAGUAUGUCUCGAAGCCAGUCGGUUCCCAUGCUGGACGAUGAGAUGCUCACUUACGGAAGUAGUAAAGGGCCCCAACAACAAAAGGCCUCCAUGACCAAAAAGGUGUAUCAGUUCGACCAAAGCUUCAAUCCUCAAGGAGCCGUGGAAGUCAAAGCCGAGAAGAGGAUACCUCCCCCGUUCCAGCACAACGCGGAGUACGUGCAGCAGCCCGGCAAGAACCUCGCCAAAGAUCUGGUUAGUCCCAGAGCCUACCGGGGCUACCCCCCCAUGGAGCAAAUGUUUUCCUUCUCCCAGCCGUCGGUGAAUGAGGAUGCCGUGGUGAAUGCCCAGUUUGCCAGCCAAGGAGCCCGGGCGGGCUUCUUGAGAAGAGCCGACUCCCUGGCCAGCUCCACGGAGAUGGCCAUGUUCCGCAGGGUCAGUGAGCCCCACGAGCUGCCUCCCAGCGAGAGGUACGGCCGACCUGCCUAUAGGGGAGGGCUGGAUCGCCAAAGCAGCGUAUCCGUGACUGAGUCCCAGUUCCUGAAGAGGAAUGGCAGGUACGAAGACGAGCACCCUUCGUACCAAGAAGUGAAAGCGCAGGCGGGAAGUUUUCCAGUAAAAAACCUUACCCAGAGGAGGCCGCUGUCUGCCAGAAGCUACAGUACAGAGAGUUACGGGGCCUCCCAGACCAGGCCAGUUUCAGCUAGGCCUACCAUGGCAGCUCUUUUGGAAAAAAUACCGUCUGACUAUAACUUGGGUAACUAUGGUGACAAGCCAUCAGAUAACAGUGAUUUAAAGACGAGGCCUACUCCUGUGAAAGGGGAGGAGAGCUGUGGUAAAAUGCCUGCAGACUGGAGACAACAGCUGCUUAGACAUAUAGAAGCUAGAAGGUUAGACAGGAAUGCUGCUUACAAACACAACACAGUUAACCUUGGCAUGCUGCCCUAUGGAGGUAUUUCAGCAAUGCAUGCAGGCAGAAGCAUGACUUUAAACUUGCAGACUAAGUCUAAAUUUGAUCAUCAAGAACUACCUCUUCAGAAAACCCCGUCCCAGCAAAGCAACAUUUUAGACAAUGGACAAGAAGAUCUAUCUCCUAGUGGCCAAUGGAAUCCUUAUCCACUUGGGAGGCGGGAUGUACCUCCGGACACCAUUACUAAAAAGGCAGGCAGCCACAUCCAGACUUUGAUGGGGUCGCAAAGCCUUCAGCAUCGCAGCCGGGAGCAGCAGCCAUAUGAGGGAAACAUAAACAAAGUGACCAUCCAGCAAUUUCAGUCACCAUUGCCUAUUCAGAUCCCCUCUUCACAGGCCACCCGGGGACCUCAGCCUGGACGGUGCUUAAUUCAAACUAAAGGGCAAAGGAGUAUGGAUGGCUAUCCAGAGCAGUUUUGUGUGAGAAUAGAAAAGAAUCCUGGUCUUGGAUUUAGUAUCAGUGGUGGAAUUAGUGGACAAGGAAAUCCAUUCAAACCUUCUGACAAGGGUAUCUUUGUUACUAGGGUUCAGCCUGAUGGGCCAGCAUCCAACCUACUGCAGCCUGGUGAUAAGAUUCUUCAGGCAAAUGGACACAGUUUUGUACAUAUGGAACAUGAAAAAGCUGUUUUACUACUGAAGAGUUUCCAGAACACAGUAGACCUAGUUAUUCAACGUGAGCUUACUGUCUAAAUAUUUUUUAUAAAUAGUGAAGAUACGUCUAGCCAGAGCUAAUGUUCAAAAAUAAAUUUAUACAUAGAAGCAAAUUUUUGCCAAUUGCUGGACCAAUGGCAAACAUUAUUGCCAAGUGUAUAAUACUCUAUGUUAGCACUGAUCACCCUUGCAGAUGUUAACUCUAUAAAUACAAUGUUCAUGUGGUUAUGUAUUAGUUUUAAUUGUCAGCCUCUGGCUGUGCAUUGGUGCGGUUUUGGUUCUGUUUCUGUUUUUAAACCCAAUAAGUUUCUUCUCAAAGUGAAUUUCAUAUAAUUUCAGAGCACGGAAGCACACACAAGCUCUUUACAAAUUCUGCUCUCCAUCAGAAACACUGCCUCAAAGUUGUAUAUGCCUUUAUAUAGAAAAUAUGACUAUAAAGAAUUGUAAUUCCCAUAAAAUAUUUCUAGCACAAGGUAUAUGUUGGCAUAUAUAAAAAAAGAAUAUAAGAGAAAAAACAAU